GUCCCGCACCUCGCGAGAAUCCAAAGCCGUGUGUACUUGCGGCAAACCUCUCCGCAAAUCGCAAAAUCCUACUCCCACCCACCUGCAACCCAACACCAACUCCUCCCUCCCCUCCCCUGCCCCAAUCCCCACCGCCUUCCUCCCUUGCUUCUCCGGGAGGGAAGGCACCCGGGAGGCCGCCCCGCCACCCUUCGCAAAAGCCACGCGCCACCAAACCUUUUCCCUCACCCCGUCGCUUUCGCGUUCAGCGCGGUUGGUCGGUCGCCGAGGCGGGCGAUAAAGGAAGGCGUCGCCGACGAGGCCGGGAUGAUGAGCAGCAGGUCGUCGGGCGGGAGGGACGCCGAGGGCGAGUGGGAGGUCCGGCCCGGCGGGAUGCUGGUGCAACGCAGGGACGGCGAGGCCGCCGGCCCCGCCAUCAGGAUCAGGGUCUCCCACGGCGCAGUGAGUUGAAGAGAAUCCUUGUUCAGACUACUGGCGUGGAACCUGAGAGGCAGAGGCUCUUCUUCCGUGGCAAAGAGAAGAGUGAUAGUGAGUUCCUGCACGCAGCAGGUGUCAAGGAUGGUGCAAAAUUGCUUCUGCUUGAGAAGCCUGCUCCUGCCACCAUGGAGCAGAAGCCUGAGCCAGUGUUUAUGGAUGAGAGCAUGAUGAAGGCAUGUGAGGCUGUUGCUUGUGUCAGAGCUGAAGUGGAUAAGCUCUCUGCUAAGGUGUGUGACUUAGAGAAGAGCGUGCUUGGAGGGAGAAAGGUUGACGAUAAAGAAUUUGUUGUCUUGACGGAGCUGCUUAUGAUGCAGCUUCUGAAACUUGAUGGCAUUGAAGCUGAAGGAGAAGCAAGGGCGCAGAGGAAGGCUGAGGUGCGCCGUGUUCAGUCCAUCGUGGAGACCUUGGACAAGCUGAAAGCUAGAAAUGCUAACCCCUUUAGCGAUCACAACAAAGCUGUUUCAGUGACGACGCAGUGGGAGACGUUUGAGAAUGGCAUGGGCAGCUUGAGUGCUCCCCCACCACGUGUUUCUUCGACCCAAGUCAACACUGACUGGGAGCAGUUCGACUAGGCUCAGAUGAAGCUAUCAAUGUAUCAUGGACCUUGUGAGAUCACUAUGGACAUUCCUUUGCAGGCAGCAAGGUGUUGUGUAUAUGCACCACGUUUGAUGCCUUCUGCUGUUCCCACUGCCUGUGAAUGCUACCAAAUGAUACCGUGUGAAAUGCAUCGCUCAUUCGAGGCUUGUAUUUCAAUCUGCACCCACUGUCAUGGUUGGUUUCUGCAUCCUUUGGAGCACUAGCUCAUCCGUGUAUGAGUUUGUAUCAUAUACAUGCUGUUUUUUUUGUUCAGAAGACUGAUCGUA
Molecule: messenger RNA, 1340 nt
Organism: Setaria italica (foxtail millet)
Lineage: Eukaryota; Viridiplantae; Streptophyta; Magnoliopsida; Poales; Poaceae
Product: BAG family molecular chaperone regulator 4
Biological process (GO): protein stabilization
Cellular component (GO): cytoplasm
Molecular function (GO): protein-folding chaperone binding; adenyl-nucleotide exchange factor activity
Source: RefSeq, a predicted model, not a curated record